AUGGAAAUAUAUUGCAAUGAUUACACAUUCACCUCGGUGACUGGUUCACCCACGAUUGAGUACGGACAAAGCACUGACUGCAAUGGCGAAUCUUUUCGGAACCCCUGCCCACGCUUCUCAGAAGCUGUCAUCAACUCUAUGGGGACAGGGCUGAUCGUGGAUCCUACUAUAAAAUGGGGUAAAAUAAGUGGCUGGUGGGCAGAAGUGAAAAAUUUGGAUCGGUCAACAGAUGGUUCUCAGAUAUCGUUUGUGUGUACUGGAUGGUGCGGCGAGUGUGGCCCAACAUCUGGACCAAUCACACUACAGCCGUCAAAAGAAUUCAUUUCAGCGACAGAGGCGAAAGCUUUCGUCUGUAAUUUCAGUUUGUAAUUUGAUUCUGCUAUAGCCCUUCCCAUUAUAAGCAUUAUUCAAACAAUAUGACAGAAG
Messenger RNA from Saccostrea cuccullata (small rock oyster), 426 nucleotides. RefSeq names its product A disintegrin and metalloproteinase with thrombospondin motifs 9-like. The record is from RefSeq and is a predicted model, not a curated record. The transcript is spliced from 3 exons. Lineage: Eukaryota; Metazoa; Mollusca; Bivalvia; Ostreida; Ostreidae. Bases 1 to 369 code for a protein of 122 amino acids. Gene Ontology annotation, molecular function: metalloendopeptidase activity; zinc ion binding.